This is a messenger RNA of Rhodofomes roseus, 1260 nucleotides long. Its product is annotated as aminotransferase. Bases 1 to 1260 code for a protein of 419 amino acids. Gene Ontology annotation, cellular component: mitochondrion. NCBI's taxonomy places the organism in Eukaryota, Fungi, Basidiomycota, Agaricomycetes, Polyporales, Fomitopsidaceae. The transcript is spliced from 9 exons. The record is from RefSeq and is a predicted model, not a curated record. Gene Ontology annotation, biological process: L-valine biosynthetic process; L-leucine biosynthetic process. Gene Ontology annotation, molecular function: branched-chain-amino-acid:2-oxoglutarate transaminase activity.
AUGUUCCGACCAAGGUUGUCUUCGCUUCCCAAUGGAAGUGCCUUGCAGAACUGCAAGCCCCCCGCAUCGUCUUCUGUGUUCGGUAGCUCGCGCUACACAAGACAUCAUGCGCGGUUUCAUUCCACACAGGCGGACGUCCAGGCUUCGCGUGUGCAGGUAGAGCUGUCCCAAAACCGUAAACCACGGCCGGAUCCGGCAAACCUAUCGUUCGGCAAAGUCUUUACGGAUCACAUGCUAACAAUACCGUGGAAGGCUUCGUCUGGCUGGGGUGCUCCGCAGAUUCAUCCGUACCGGCCGUUCUCGCUUGAACCUAGUGUUGGCGUGUUCCACUAUGCACAGUGUCUUUUCGAAGGUCUCAAGGCCUACCGGGACGAGACAGGAAAGGUCACCCUGUUCCGGCCAGACAUGAACAUGGAGCGGAUGAACACGAGUGCUCAGCGUAUCGCAUUACCAGCUUUCAACGGGGACGAGGUCAUCGAACUGUUGAAGCAGCUGAUUCGUUUAGACAAGGACUGGAUCCCAAAUGUCCCUGGAUAUAGCCUGUAUAUUCGUCCCACGAUGAUCGGUUCGCAGCCCGUUAUCGGUAUCGCCCCACCAAGUGAGGCGCUCCUCUUCGUGAUUUGCAGCCCUGUCGGACCAUACUACCCCGAGGGCUUCAAGCCGGUAGCUCUGUAUGGGACCACCGAGUACAGCCGGGCUGCUCCAGGAGGUAUCGGUGCCUACAAGCUUGGUGCCAACUAUGCUGCGGGAUUGAUCGCCCAGAAGGAGGCUGCGAAGAAGGGCUAUGUUCAAAACCUGUGGUUACACGGCCCCGAACACCAUGUCACGGAAGUCGGCACUAUGAAUGCCUUCGCAGUGUUCAAGCGCCCCGACGGUACUACUGAGAUUGCAACGCCUCCGUUGGACGGGAUGAUCCUGCCUGGUAUCACCCGCGACUCUGUGCUGAACAUCGCGCGGGACCACGUAGCGGGCAAGUACAAGAUUGCCGGCCUCCCCGACAAGUUGGUCGUCUCGGAACGCCAGAUGACGAUGCGCGAGGUCAAGGAGGCUGCUCAAUCAGGCAGCCUGGUUGAAUUCUUCGGCACAGGCACAGCGGCUGUCAUUAGCCCCGUGAACAAGAUUGGUUACCUUGGCGAGGACAUCCAAAUUCCGACUGGGCCUGAUGGCAUGGGUCCUGUUUCGCGUCCGAUCUGGCAGCAGCUGGUCGGCAUCCAAACGGGCAUCAUUCAACACCCAUGGAGUGUUGUGGUUGUGGAGUAG